AUGGCCAGCACCUUGAGCUACAGCGCCGACGCCGCGCCCGCCAAGCCCUGGGAGAAGCGCCAAGCAGCGGCCGCCCAAGCAGGCGGUGACCUAUUGGCGUCUGCUGGUGUCACACCGCAGUCCACAGCCUCUACGGCCUCUCGACUUGCCUCCGGUAGCUCAGCAGUAUCCUCCACCGUAGUUGCUGGUAGUACGGGGCUGUCCAUUGCUUCAGCUGCGACGAAUGGGGCCUCGGCGCUUGGUACUGCGUCGCAGUACGGUACUACAGGGUACGGAGCAACGGGGUACGGAGGUUACGGUGCUACUGGCUACGGUACAGGACUGGGUUCGACGUAUGGCACUGGCUACGGAGGUAUCGGAGGAUAUGGUGGUAUGAGCUCAUAUGGAGGCCUUGGAGGCUACGGAGGUGGCUAUGGAGGGUACGGAGGGUAUGGAGGUUACGGUGGCAUGUCAAGAAUGGGCUACGGCGGCAUGAUGGGCGGUAUGGGUGGUAUGAUGGAUCCGAACAGUGGAGGCCUGGGAUGGCUCAAUAGCUUCAACCAGAUUGUGAGCUCCAUCGGCCAAAUCACUGAGCUGCUCGGCAUGAACGCAGAAGCACUCAACUUUUGCAUCGGGAGCUUUGUGCACUUUCUCGAGCGGAUAGGAGCCAUGUGCGCCGGAAUUGCGGCCAUGUUAGCGCCUCGACCAACAUUCCCGCCGGGUCAUCCUCGACAUGGCGAGCCUCCGGUGACUGAAGAGGAAGAGAAGAGUCGGUUGCGUCGUGUGCGUAUCUUCCAGUUUAUGGUGAGCAUGGCGGCGCUAACGGUUCUAUACAAAGGUCUGCGAUGGGUCAUGCGGCUGCGCUCCAGGACGACGCAAAAGCUGCUGGUCGCACCACCUACAGUCGGAAUGGGUCGAGAUUUGGAGAGCAUUUUCCAGCGUACAGUGGGCGUCAAACGCUUUUAA
This is a messenger RNA of Phytophthora nicotianae INRA-310, 945 nucleotides long. RefSeq lists its product as hypothetical. The coding region runs from base 1 to 945 and encodes 314 amino acids. The transcript has 3 exons. The record is from RefSeq and is a predicted model, not a curated record. Gene Ontology annotation, biological process: protein import into peroxisome matrix, docking. Gene Ontology annotation, cellular component: peroxisomal membrane; peroxisome; peroxisomal importomer complex. Lineage: Eukaryota; Oomycota; Peronosporomycetes; Peronosporales; Peronosporaceae.